CAUGCCGGAAGUUGACACAUGAAUGUCACCGGUCACAGCUGGGGCGAGUUUUUUUAUUUAUGCGCUUAGAAAAUGUGUAAAGUGUAUUUUAAAGCAGCUCAGUGUUUAUUACAACAAUAGUAUUGUUACGGUGCUACCUGACGUUACCUGACAGGAGCGUACGAAGUGCCGUAUAACCGAUAAUAGCGGUUAUUUACCUCGCAACAGAGGCAGCGUUUCUACCUUUCUUUAGUUUGAAGCGGGGCACAAAUGGCGAGAAGACUCGGCCGACUAUUCAAGGACGUUCAACGCCUCGUCUCCCUCUCAUCUGUAAACACUCCACUCAGCCACCCGGUCAUUCAGGCACCGGUCCACCGGUUCACCGGAGGGUCAGUCAGGACCAACUUCAUGAGAGCCUUAAAGGAGCUGCCAUCGGCCCUUUCCUCCAAGCCCCGGGACUUCAGCCUACCUAACUCCUCAUGGGGCCCAGAAAUGAUGCGACUGUACGAACACUAUAACAGCCAGUGUGAGAUGGAGACUGAGGGAGGAGAGAAACAGAAAGGGCCAUGGAAGAGACUACCAAGCUACAAUCGCAUCCUCAAGUUUGCUACAGGUGGAGUGUAUCUUAGUAAAAUAAUCCAGUCAAAAGCGCGUCUUUUUACCCGGAACAUCAGAGACCCGGGGGCAGCAUUUGAGUAUGUUUUGUUUGUUAACAGUGAGGAGCAGAAAUGUGUGUGCAUUUUCCAGGCUGGACACCUACUGGAGGGGCCACCAGGACAUGUCCACGGGGGGGCAAUAGCUACUAUGAUUGAUACUGUGACAGGGACUCACGCUACUGUACUCAGCGGACCUGUCAUGACUGCCAACCUCAACAUCAACUACCGCAGCCCAAUCCCACUGGGAAGCACAGUGUUGCUUGAAUCUUCUCUGGAUAAGAAGGAAGGCAGAAAAACCUUUAUUUCAUGUAAAGUGACCAACGCGGAUGGCUCGAAAGUGCACUCAGAAACAACAGCACUGUUCCUGUCAAUCAAUGUCAGCCACCUACUACUGGGAGGCUGACACACCAGCCUGCCACCUACCCAAACGCUGUCAAAAAACUGAUGCCAUAACGUGUGUUUGUGAGUGUGUGACCUGCGCCAUUGGUUUGGAGUAUUUUUUGGGGAAUGUGUACGUAUUCUUUGGGUUACUUAAGAGAGAACUUCUCCUAAUUUGACAUUGUUGACCUUUUUAGUUAUUCUAAUAUUCACGCAUCUCUGCUGGCCUUUGUUAAUCUUUACAAAGUGUACAGUUUCAUGAAGUACCUGUACUUGACUACCUCUUUUUUUGUAGUAUUACUAAAACAUCAACAGUACAUAUCUAAACAUUAUUUAUGGAGCUUAUUGUUUAAGGUAUUUAUUAACAAGAGUUACACUGUAUUUAUAAUACUGGGGCCUUUUUAGAAGUGAGGUUAUUGCUCAAAAUGUACUGUACAUAUACAGAAUAUUUUGUUUCCUCUAUUAAAGCCUUACUUUAAGGUAUAAA
Messenger RNA from Larimichthys crocea (large yellow croaker), 1500 nucleotides. It is a transcript of the gene them4, whose product is annotated as thioesterase superfamily member 4. The transcript is spliced from 6 exons. The coding region runs from base 250 to 1038 and encodes 262 amino acids. The record is from RefSeq and is a predicted model, not a curated record. NCBI's taxonomy places the organism in Eukaryota, Metazoa, Chordata, Actinopteri, Sciaenidae.